UGAAGUUCAUCCAAGCUUUCCGUUCGCGUGGUAAUGUUGGAUAAGAUAAGCGACACGAAUUAAUUUCGCGUAAUUCACUUGAUGGGUUCAUAACAUCUCGUGAUGACAACGGAAGCGAAUAACAGCAUAUGAAGUGGCUGGAGUGUUUGAAGCUCUGGUCGCUCGGAGAUCUGUCAGCAGUGCGGAAGAGAGAGGGAUAGGGCAGAUCAAUGCUGUCAAACUGACUCGCAAGAUACUGAAAUGAUGCUGAGAUAACAACGGGAAAUAUAGCCUGAAGACCAAGCGUUCUACAAUAUAAGCAGAAAAGCAGCAUGCUCGAUCGGAUAGACCCGUGAGCGAAUAAAGGCACUGACAUUGAUCAAGCCAGCUGUCAGACUCGCUGUACGCUCCAGAAGCAUCGACACACACACUGAGGAUGACAACUAGGUUUUUUUAGGCGAGUGAAACUUUUUUUUUUAAACCAUCGCGACGCAAACUGGUCGACGUGUUAUCUGCUUCAGCCAAAUCGAAAGCAAGUUCUAAAGGCAAAAGCUGUGAUCAGUCUCACCGCGGGAAAUUGUUGAACAAAAGACACGCGACCAAGUUGGAACGUCUCUGUCUGCUGUAGAGAUACUAUUGGGGGUACAUCAUAUGCCGCAAGACUAAGUUGCCUGUAACUUCAAACCAGAGUUGGAGGUGGAACAUUUAAUGCAAAAACAACCACACCCCCUUCCUCCUUGCCUCCAAGCCCCUCCUACAGCAUUGUCAUGGCUAUGAGCAGCGAUCCCGGUUCCGUAGGGGUGGAGCUUGACACAGAUUCCUUACAGACCUCUGAGAUGACUGAAAAGAUGUCGGCUGUCUCCUUAAGGUCUGAUCCCUCCUCCAAUGGAGUAAAGUAUGGGUCAGGUGAUAGGAAAGCUCUGCACCACAGGCCACACCUGUCAGGCAGGAAGAUGUCAUUGCAGGAAAGAGGGACAUACGGAUCUACGGGGGGUGGAGCAGACCGCUACUCCCACAUCUCGGCACGAGUGGCUAGACAGCCAACCAUUGAAUCCAAACGAGUGUCCAUCUCUGACUCGCAGGAUUGCAUUCAGCUUAACCAGUACAAGUUAAAGUGUGAGAUUGGGAAGGGCUCAUAUGGCGUUGUCAAGUUGGCAUACAAUGAGGAUGAUGACAAAUAUUAUGCAAUGAAAGUUGUGUCUAAGAAGAAGCUGAUGAAACAGUAUGGUUUUCCACGUCGUCCUCCUCCACGAGGUCCUAAAGCAGCCCAGGGACAGCAGCCCAAGGUGCUUGGUCCUCUGGAGAGAGUUUACCAGGAGAUAGCCAUACUGAAAAAGCUGGACCACCUCAACAUUGUUAAACUGGUUGAGGUGCUGGAUGAUCCAGCAGAGGACAACCUUCACAUGGUAUUUGAGCUGAUGCAGAAGGGGCCUGUGAUGGAGGUCCCCACCGACACUCCCUUCAAUGAAGACCAGGCAUGGCCCUACUUCAGAGAUAUUGUUCUGGGCAUUGAGUACUUGCACUAUCAGAAGAUCGUUCACAGGGAUAUCAAACCAUCUAAUUUGUUAUUGGGAGAUGAUGGACAUGUCAAGAUUGCUGAUUUUGGGGUCAGUAACCAGUUUGAGGGUAAUGAUGCCUUGCUCUCCAGCACUGCCGGUACUCCUGCUUUCAUGGCACCAGAGACACUAUCGGACAGCCGCAAGAGCUUCAGUGGAAAGGCUCUGGAUGUGUGGGCUAUGGGAGUGACCCUCUAUUGCUUUGUGUAUGGCAAGUGCCCAUUUAUUGAUGAGUACAUACUUGCACUUCACAAUAAGAUCAAGAGUAAGCCGGUGGAGUUCCCCGAGAUGCCUGCUGUCAGCCAGGGGCUAAAGGACCUAAUCUUACGAAUGCUGGACAAAGCCCCAGACACAAGGAUCACCAUUCCAGAGAUCAAAGCGGACCCCUGGGUAACUCAUGAUGGGGCAGACCCAUUGCCUUUAGAAGAGGAACAUUGUACUGUGGUGGAAGUCACUGAAGAGGAGGUGCAGAACUCUGUAAAGUUUGUCCCUAGCCUUUCUGCUGUGAUAUUGGUCAAGGCCAUGUUAAGGAAGCGUUCCUUUGGGAAUCCAUUUGAGUGUCCCAGCAGAAGAGAGGAGAGAUCCAUGUCUGCACCAGGCAGUCUGCUUAUGGACUCUUGGCCGUUCCGUCCUUCUUUUAAACUCCAGCCCUUGUUAAGAAAAGGGAGCAGUGGAGAGGCUGGUAGAGAAAUGGAGCUUGAGGACUUGCAUGAGGACGAACCACCCACCUCCUGAGAGUCUCCAUAGAUCUCCACAGCUCAUGAA
Messenger RNA from Xyrauchen texanus (razorback sucker), 2300 nucleotides. RefSeq names its product calcium/calmodulin-dependent protein kinase kinase 1-like. Bases 747 to 2270 code for a protein of 507 amino acids. Lineage: Eukaryota; Metazoa; Chordata; Actinopteri; Cypriniformes; Catostomidae. The transcript is spliced from 18 exons. Gene Ontology annotation, molecular function: protein kinase activity; ATP binding. Gene Ontology annotation, biological process: protein phosphorylation; CAMKK-AMPK signaling cascade; activation of protein kinase activity. The record is from RefSeq and is a predicted model, not a curated record.